Messenger RNA from Culex pipiens pallens (northern house mosquito), 606 nucleotides. RefSeq lists its product as uncharacterized. The record is from RefSeq and is a predicted model, not a curated record. Lineage: Eukaryota; Metazoa; Arthropoda; Insecta; Diptera; Culicidae. Gene Ontology annotation, biological process: protein ubiquitination; modification-dependent protein catabolic process. The coding region runs from base 152 to 385 and encodes 77 amino acids. Gene Ontology annotation, cellular component: nucleus; cytoplasm. The transcript has 2 exons. Gene Ontology annotation, molecular function: protein tag activity; ubiquitin protein ligase binding.
UGUCACAAACGCAGCCCUUAUCAUUUGGCUGUCACUCAUCGGCAGCUCCAUUGUUUCGCCGGGUCUUGUUGACGUUUCAGCGACGAUCUCUUCCCUCCAUCGAGACACGUUCGUUAGCAGCAAACAACCGCAACAGGACGCCGGCACCACAAUGCAGAUCUUCGUGUUCAUCCAGACGUGGAAAAUCUACCCGAUCGGGCUGAAGGUGGACGCGCGCGAAACGAUCGGCGAGGUCAAGGCCAUGAUCCAGAAGCUGGAGGCGAUCCCGACCAGCACGCACUGGAUGUUCUACCGGAACCAGCGCCUCGAGGAUGGGCGCACCCUGGCCGGGUACGGAAUCGGCGAAAACAGUGACCUCUAUCUGUGCCCGGUGUACUUCACGUGAUCGGGGGGUGGGGGCACGUGGUGUUCUGAAUGUAUUUAAGUUUGUAUUUGUGCGUGCCCCCGAGGAGGCGUGUGUCCGUACACGUUCGGGGUGCGUUCCCUUAUUUGUACAUGUGUAAAUGGUAGAAUGUCCGGUAGUUGCGAGUGCAUCUAAAGCUUGCUUGUUAAAAGGCAAAUGUUAACCAACAAAUUAUUAAUAAACUGACGAAAUCCGCUGUAAGA